Messenger RNA from Fusarium coffeatum, 2184 nucleotides. RefSeq lists its product as uncharacterized. Gene Ontology annotation, molecular function: ATP hydrolysis activity; ATP binding. The transcript has 5 exons. The coding region runs from base 1 to 2184 and encodes 727 amino acids. The record is from RefSeq and is a predicted model, not a curated record. Lineage: Eukaryota; Fungi; Ascomycota; Sordariomycetes; Hypocreales; Nectriaceae.
AUGACGUCGGCAGCAUCUGAAUCUGUAGCUACAAUUCUCUGCAACUCCAAGCAGACGCGAUUCCAGAUCACAAACCAUCGCGAACUCGAUAUCGACGGUGUGAACAUCACUGUAACUUCAGGCGACAAGCCAGUUGGCAAGGGAAAGGCCAAAGGGAAAAGUGAUGGCGUCGAGAUUCUUUCUGCCGCUAAACUUCGACUUAAAGAGGGCCAGCGAUAUGCUCUUGUAGGAAGAAAUGGAACUGGAAAGUCUACUCUUCUCAAAGCUAUUGCUGAAAAGCUCAUCCCUGGUAUUCCAGAAGAGACGAGAAUUGCUAUUCUGCAACAAACCAAACUUACAGAUGAAAAGACUGAGGGGAACCCGAAAGUCCAGGGAAGCGAUGAGCCGUCUGUGCUGGAGCAAGUCAUUGAAAAGGCCACUGCUAAACAUGCCAUUGAGCAGGACAUUAAAGGUCUCACAGAAGGCAUAAACGCUUCCGACCCAUUCACACCAGUCAGGGCUUUGAGACAGCUCAAGCAUCAGAAACAUCAAGAGCGCCUCUUUCGUCUGGACAAAGAUGCUCGACUUCGUAGCGGUGCUCGUGGUAUGGCAGCUCGAAAAGCGCUGACAGCAUAUGAAAAGGUUGUAGAAGAGUCAAAUAACCUACUUGAGCAGCCAAAUGCAGAAAUCUCACCUGAAGCUCUCAAAGACGAGACCCAGGAAGCAGUUGAUAUGCUUGCAGACCUUCAACUCCAAGUCGAUCCAACUCGUGUAUCAGAAAUCGAAUCCAAAGCCAAAAAGAUCCUCACAGGCUUGGGCUUCUCUGAAACUCUCAUCCAGAAACCCAUUUCAAGCUUAUCCGGCGGUUGGCACAUGCGCGCCUCUCUCGCCACGGCUCUGGUUCAAGAAACAGACAUUCUCAUUCUUGACGAGCCGACCAAUUUCCUAGACCUAUUAGGAAUCAUAUGGCUACAACGCUACCUGCAAGGUCUAGAAGAGACUGAUAACCCGCCUACUCUCAUCCUCGUAUCGCACGAUCGCGACUUUACGUCUCUCUGCACAGAUCUUCUUAUUCUCAAGGAUAAACAACUCACUUAUUUCCAUGGAGAUUUACCGACCUAUGAAGAAUCGCAGAGUGAGCGAAAGCAAUGGCUCACUACAAUGAAAGAAGCACAGGAUAAGCAAAAGGCACAUAUCGAAAAGUCUAUCGCCGCCAAUAUGAAAGCUGGCAAGGCAAACGACGACACUAAUAAGCUCCGUCAAGCAAAGUCUCGUCAGAAGAAACUUGAUAACCGCUGGGGGUUACAGGUCAGUGCAAAGGGUGGUCGAUUCAAGCUCAACAGAGAUCUUGUGGGCUAUCACUUGACUGCGCGUGAGGACAUCGAUAUUCCGCCCGAGGAUCGUCCUGUUGUGGUGAAUCUGCCUGAACCACCUGAUCUACGUUUCCCUGGCGCUCUAAUGUCUCUUGAGAAAGUUGCAUUUCGCUACUCAUCCAAGACCCCUCUUGUUGUGCAGGAUAUCACACUUUCUGUCGGCAUGGGAGAUCGUAUCGGGAUUCUUGGUCUCAACGGUGCUGGCAAGUCAACUCUUAUAAAGCUUCUCGUUGAAGAAUCUCGACCGACAGCGGGAACUCUAACGACUCAUCCAAGACUUAAGCUGGGAUACUACUCUCAACACGCUGUUGAAGCUCUGCAGACACUCGGUCGCGCAGAACCCACGCUCACGGCACUCGCACUUCUGACUCGAGAAGUCGAAGGUGAACUCACAGAGGGAGAUCUCCGCGGCCUAUUGGGCCAACUUGGUCUUCCAGGCCGGAUAGCAUCAGAUGUACCACUAUGCAAACUAUCAGGAGGACAAGUCGUACGGUGUGAACUAGCUCGACUCUUCUGGCGCCGACCACAUUGUCUUGUACUCGAUGAAGUCACCACCCAUCUUGAUUAUGAGACUGUCACAGCGUUACGCGAGGCGCUUAGAGAUUGGGAGGGCGCUGUGAUCCUGGUGAGUCACGAUCGAUGGUUCAUGCGAGGUGUGAUAGAGGGUGCGAGGGAGGAGGAUGAAGAGUCAGAAGAGGAUGACGAUGAGGAGAUUGUGAGGAGGCGAGUUGUGUAUAGAUUGAAGGGAGGGGCAAUGAGUAAGUUGGAGAAUGGGGUGGAUGCGUUUGAGCAGCUUAUGGAGAAGAGGGUCAAGAAGCUGCUUCAGGACUAG